CAAAACGCAUGUGGUGCUCCUCGGGUGCGGUUCGGCUCGCGCUCGGCGGUCCUCGAUAUAUCGACUGCGCACCGCGUCGGUGAGUGUUGGCUACCGCGGCUCGGCUACAAGGAACGCUCUAACGAAGGCAUGGUGCGUUCGCUCGUGCCGUGUGCCUAUGACGCGAGUCACGUGAGGACCCCCGGCGUUUGUGGCUCGCAUUCAGGCGGAAAAUUGCUCUUGGUCGCACCUUUACGACUCGCCAUGGAUGAUAUCCUCAUUUUGGACCGCCUCCAUCAAGGCUUGUCGGCCACUCCUACGCCCUCACCCCUGCCCGACUUGGUGACAUCGUGUCGAGGGGUGGGCCACUCCUCGACACAGACCGAGCAGACGCCCUACGGUGCGAGCCCCUGUCGAGACGGAGCGAAGGUUGUGGGUCGAAGACUCCGGUAUCUCUCGGACACGCUGGACACUGCACCGAGAAAGCAACACAAGACCGGAGAAGCAGUUCUUCACGACUGGCUCACGGACUUCUUGGCGACAUGCAUGAGCUCAGUGGUCACGUGGUGGAAGAGCUCGGUGUGAAGGAACAAUGAGCGUGUGAAGUUUGAGCAUGAGUGAAAAAAAAAAGAAAACGUAUUGUGACCUUGGACUUAUACGGGCCACGACCGUAUUUGAGCAGUGCAAGAACUUCAUCGGCAGCUCCGACUGUUUCAUCGCCUCCACGGCCAUGGAAGUGCUGUCACACCAAGAACUCAUCACCCUUGCAUACAUUCAAGCGCACACACUGCCAAGAACUGUUUUUAUUUACACAUCACAUCACCAGAUGGCUUUUAAUGAUCUGAUAAAACGAGUGACAUUUCGCGAAAACGUACAAGUGCUGCUUCGUUCGCAACAAAUGUACGAGAAUGGCACAAAUUGAGUGUUCUUUGUGCCUACGCAUCGAAGACGUGACCAUCAGUCGUUGACCAAGAACAUGGCAAAGGGGAAGGAAGGUUCAUGAAAGGAAAAAUUGACGUUCACCCGUAUGUAGCAUGAAGCUAUAAAAGAAACCCAAAUGGGCUUGUCAGAGACGAAGUUUCGUUGUUGAAUAAAUUUUUUUUUAGUGACAAGGCUUUAUUUUUGAGAAACCAGCAUAGUUUUCCUUUGUAGCUUAGCGCCACAUAUUGGUGAUUGUCAAUUUUUCCUUUCAUGAAGACUGAGUAUAAAUGAAGUGUAGGCUUGUGCGCGUGCGAGAAUUAAGAAUUGAAGCGAAAAUUCGAGCCGGAUUGCAGAGCGCAGACUAGUACUGAACUCAACUUUUACACGUUUUCUUUGAAACAAGUUCUUAUUUGUAUUCCACAUUUCACUUAUGCCUCAUUCUGGGUCAUUGAAUGGGCUGUGAUUCGUACUUUUCAAACACAAAUACUGUCUGGGCUCAUAUUCCAUUUUCAUACCCUAAGCCUAGUCUAUGAAGUAUAAAGAUUACACAGAUUCAGCCCAGAGACACAAUGUUCUUGCUCAUUGGAAGCUUCCGAUUGGUAUAUUUUAUCCAGUGGCACUGUCCUCAAAAUCGGCAACCUCAGGUGUAAUUAGUGAGGAGCAUAAGAAAAAAGUAUACGGAAAGUUUUUAACGUUUGUGUAAGCUGCUCAUACUUUGAACAUUCCAGCCACGUAAUAGAAGUUUGUGAAUGAAAAUAUUACUUCAUUCUCGCACAGUGUAUUUUGAUAAGACGCUAAAAACGAAAAUGAGCAAUAAAAUACAUAUUGCACAAUUUUUGAACUGGUCUGCUUACUUUGAA
Molecule: messenger RNA, 1760 nt
Organism: Dermacentor andersoni
Lineage: Eukaryota; Metazoa; Arthropoda; Arachnida; Ixodida; Ixodidae
Source: RefSeq, a predicted model, not a curated record